Columba livia (rock pigeon) is the source of this 5379-nucleotide messenger RNA. RefSeq names its product CDKN2A interacting protein (gene CDKN2AIP). The coding region runs from base 93 to 2084 and encodes 663 amino acids. Gene Ontology annotation, cellular component: nucleoplasm; nucleolus. NCBI's taxonomy places the organism in Eukaryota, Metazoa, Chordata, Aves, Columbiformes, Columbidae. The record is from RefSeq and is a predicted model, not a curated record. The transcript is spliced from 3 exons.
UGCCGCGCGCGCCGGUUGUGAGGUCAUCCCGCGCGGCCGGAAGGAGCAGAGCGGGGCCGUUGUUUCCGUUGUGCAGGGCGGAGGAGGGCCCCAUGGCGGCGGGGAAGGCGGCGGCCGAGCCCCUGGGGCGCACGGCGGAGGAGCUGGCGUGGGCUGAGGCGCUGCGCGGGGCCUGCGAGCCCGAGCACCACUGGCGGCACCGGCGGGAGUUUCUGCUGCGGAACGUGGGGGAGCCGCCGGCGGCGGGCAGCGCCCAGCUCCAGCGCCUGGUGUCGCUUUCCAUGGUGUGGGCAAACCACGUCUUCCUGGGCUGCCGGUACCCGCCGCAGGUCAUGGAGAAGGCGCUGGAAAUGGCCGAAGGCAUCCAAGUGACCGACGCGCCCGUCCGCACCACAAGAGACGAACUGGUUGCCAAGGUGAAGAAAAGAGGCAUAUCAAGUAGCAAUGAAGGGGUAGAGGAGCCCCCCAAGAAGCGAGCUGUUGAGAAAAGCAAAGAUUCUAAGGAUACUGGAAAGGAUAUGAAAACAAGCAAGGCAGAAGCCCCAAAGGAAACAGAGAGCACAUUGCCAAAAAAGCAGGAAAAGCAUACCAGCAAAGAUCCAGAAAGCUCCCAGUUAACUUGCAGCUCAGAUCAAGAAAUGGUCAUGGCAUCAGACAUAGAAACAGAAGGAAAACCUGCUAAUGCUGAAAGUACCACUGAGCAAAAUCCAUCUUCAUUUGAAAAAGAGUCAGGAGAGAAACCUUACUCAAGUCCCCUUAAGGAAAGCAAGUGUGAAAAUGCGCCAUCACCUGAAAAGAAAACUACAGUAAGUGCAGUGCCACCAGCUGCCAAGAGUGCCCCGCAGGCAGAGGUGGUGGCUGCUGUGGUGCCACCGGCUGCCAAGAGUGCCCCCCAGGCAGCAGCAGUGCCAGUGGCUGCCAAGAGUGCCUCGCAGGCAGAGACGGUGACAGCAGUGGUGACAACAGCUGCCAAGAGCAACUCACAGGCAGCGGCAGUGACAACAGCAGUGCCACCGACCACCAAGAGCGCCCCACAGGCAGCAGCGGUGCCACCGACCACCAAGAGCACCCCGCAGGCAGCAACAGUGCCACCAGCUUCCAAGAGCACACCACAAACAAGCGCUACAUUGCUGUCUUCCAAAAACCAAGCGAGUGGCCCGGCAUCAGUGUCCAAGAGCAGCGCUCAGGCGGGCACCUCGCUGCUGCUGGCACCCAAGAGCAGUACUCAGGUGGCCUCCUCACUGCUGCUGGCCCCCAAAGGUGGGACUCAGGCAGGCACCUCGCUGCUGCUGGCUUCCAAGGGCACUGCUAAGGCGGGAUCUUCGCUCCUGGCUUCCAAGAGCAGCGCCGAGGUGGCUGCCUCGUUGCUGGCCGCUCGGAGUGGCGCUCAGCCGGGAUCCUCACUGCUGACUUCCAAGAGCAGCGCUCAGGUGGCUGCUUCACUGCUGGGCACUCGUGGUGGCACUCAGCAAGGUCCCUCCUCGCUGGCGUCCCGGGGUGGAGCUCAGGCAGGUGCUUCCCUGCUGGCUUCCAAGGGUGGCAUGCAGGCAGGUUCACCACAGCUUGCCUCCAAGAGUGGCUCGCAGGCAGGUGAAAGCCCUGCUAAGGCUCUGUGCAAACCAUUAACCAGCGAAGAUGCAAAGGAAAGACAACCUUUUUUCAACAGACUAUACAAAGCUGUAGCCUGGAAACUGGUUGCUGUUGGAGGCUUCAGUCCUAAUGUAAAUCACGUAGAACUUCUGAACUCAUCAAUUCAGUCUGUAAAAGCUACGUUAGAUGUUGCUUUUGUUCCCCUGAAGGAACUUGCAGACUUGCCUCAAAAUAAGAGCUCUCUAGAAAAUAUAGUUUGUGAACUGAGGUGCAAGUCUGUCUACUUGGGUACUGGCUGUGGUAAAAGUAUGGAAAAUGCCAAAGCGGUUGCUUCAAGAGAAGCUUUGAAAUUAUUCCUCAAGAAGAAAGUUAUUGUGAAGAUAUGUAAAAGAAAAUACAAAGGUAGUGAAAUUGAAGAUUUAGUACUUCUGGAUGAAGAAUCAAAACCUUCGAAUUUACCUCCAGCUUUAAGAAAUCCUCGUGAGAUCUUGUAGGCGAGAAUUGCUGUUUGUACUGUGUAUAUUUCAACACAAGGACUGAAGGUUAAUUUUGUACUUUAAAAAUGUAGGCUUCCAGAUAUUUUGUAUUUCUUUAUCAGUUUUGCAAGACAAUGAUAGUCCUUUCACUUGGUAGCAAUUGUAUAAACUUGUUAGAGAUGACAAGUGCGCAUUUAAAGGUAUGCCUUAAUAUAUAGCACACUAGCGUGCUGUUUUAUUUGCAAAAUAGUCUACCUAAGUCUUCUAUUUUUAAUUAAAUGAUUAAGGUACAACUUGCUGUUUAAAACCUGACAAUUUUGUAAUUCUGACGAUUUGAUGGCACUGUCAGUUGUCUACUAUGUCUUUUUUAGCCACAGAAGUAUGUAAAUAGGGACCAUAAUACUUGAAUGAUUGAAAGUUGUUUAAAAAUUUCAGUCAAAAAGUUGAAUCAUCUGUUUCAGGUGUGUUGCUCAUAAUGUUCACUGUUGCUCAUACUAGGAGAGAAAAUAGUUGGGUGACUAUUUUUUACUAGGAGACAAAAUAGUUGGUUGACUCUUUUUAUGGGAUGUUUUCGUAACACUGGCAAUAUAAAUGACACCCUGAUCCCAUUUAACAUUAUACUGGCAGGUUAGAUCCCAUUUAGCACUAUACUGGCAAAUUAGCAAUUAGCAGUCAAGUCACAGCUACUUCAGCCACCAAAACUCUGUAAGCAGAUUUAAUUUAUAUUGUGAAAUAUUUACAUUGUUUUCAAAUAUACAUGGGUUUCUAUACUAGGCAUAUUUUGACUGCUACUAAACCAAUAAAACCUCUGGGAUAUGCUUUUAUAGCACUUUGGUUUUGGCUAUUAAAUAUUCCAACCAUUUCAAUAACUUUGCAACACCUUAAGAAAAGCUUUACUUUGAGUUGCUUCAAGGUGUAGUUCCACAAGGAGUUGUUUUUUUUGGAUGCAUAGCUGAAAUACUGUAAAACUGAUAGAGUGGACCUAUAGAAUAUCCAUUUCUACUUUUGUAUCACUUACCGAGAGAAGAAAAAUGAAGAUGCUGCUGUCUCCUGGGGACAGAGAGUGUAUUGUAAAGCAUUCACGCUGAUUGAGCCCUUCCUUUGCUACAUUUUUACGCAAUGUACAGAUGGUUUGAAGCAAAGAAAGUAGAUUACUUUUUAUUUUCAAUGUUCCUGAAAUACCUGCACAAACUGCAUGUUUUGAUAUAUUGCAUAAUGACAUAUAAUUGUAAAAACAUGACGUCUUCAGUGCUAUUUUGGAUUAAUCUUGUCUGAUUACAAUAGCUAGUGUCAUUUAAUGGAGACCUGACACUUGACUGACAGAUCCAUUGAUCGAGUAGUACAGCAGUGAUUAGGAAUUCCUGGGAUCCAGUAGUAUAUGUGUCCACUUAGAGACUUCAGGUUCUUUUGUGAUUUUGGGACUAAACCACAAUGGCAUUGUUACACUGUACCCUACAUGAUUUUGAACAGCAGCGGCUGCCUGGUCCAUAGCACUCGAAGCCUGUAAGGCGCUCGUGCUUCCCCAUGCCAGUUGAGAACUUCCUCCAUCUGAUACCUGUGCUGCAGUGCCUGCAGUCGCCCUUGGCUCUAGUUAGGUUUCUCAGGAGCUCCCCCUCUGUGUUUCUGGAGCAUCACCUGGAGUGUGGAACGCGAUGUGUUAAAUUGCAUCUCACACAGCUCAAGAAUUGGUGUGUGUUACUAGCACAGAGCAAAUUUCAUGCUGUAUAUAGGAGUUGUGGUGUUCAUGCCAGGAAGCAUGAGAUCUGUUUUUAGAUCCUCACCCUGUUUGGGUAGAGACAUGGAGUGACUGUUUUUGUGGGGUGGGAAUUGCGCCCUGUGCCCUCUGAAGUACAGCCUUUCUAGCUGUUUAUUUCGGCAUCUUGAGAUCUCUGGUUGAGAAUUGCAGCAAGUGUUGCAAUGUGAAAACCUGUGUUUCUUGUCUGUAAAGCAAAGCCAACAGUAUUUACCAACCUCGAGAGGAUGUUGGGGUGACUGUGUUAAAAGGCUGAGGUGCUAGAUGCCUUUUUAAAGUCCUGACUUAAGCUUACUUUUUAAAAAAUUUUGUGAAUGUUAUUCCUCUUUGAUGUUUGGUUGUGAUUCAUUAAAGGAUGAGUCUGUAGCUACUCUUAAUAGAAACUGAAAGUGGAUGUGUUUUUUUUAAUUUCACAUUCUGCAUGGAAAGCAGCUCAACGGGCAAAUUCCAGCAUACAAGUGUUAAGCAAUAAGCAUUAAGCGUUUGAAUGAGAAUUUAUUAACAUUUCAUUAACCCUAAAGUAAGAAAAAGAAUUUGAAGAACUGGCUGUGGCAAAGAAGUGUUGGUACAGUCCCAUCAGCUGUAAAACCUCUGAGUCUCCCUUCCAGGUGCUGUCCUGGUCUCUGGCAAUUUGGCCACUGGCCUUUAAUUGUCAGACCCUGCUGAUGAGGACCGUCUGGAACAAAUGCACAAACACUGUGGGUGUGCAAAGUUGUCUGGGGGCAAAUGAAACCAACCGACCGAAAGAAAAACUGACCCUGCUUUUUCAGCGGGAGUGCAGGAAAUUGCAGUCAUUAAGCAUGACUCCGUUUCCUCUGAGGGCCGCUAGGACAGCUCAGGUCCGUAUGGCUGGUUCCUUGCGGCCAGCGGCCCCGCCGGUUGCUGUUAGCAGGUUACCAGGUACACACCAGUUCUGGCGGCUACCGGUGAAAACUCUCCAGCUUGCAGGGGAAGUGAGGUUGGGCGCUGGCCACGAGGUGGCGCCAGAGCGUCCCGCCGGCGGGGUUCCCGCCCUUCCCCCAGGCCCGCGCAGGGGCGGAGCUGCAGCGUAUCAUUUGCUUAAUGUAUUCCUGGGGGUGGGGCCGCGCCGGUGGACCCUCCGUGGGGCAGGAAUCGCGCUCCCCGGGAGCGUGGCGGUUCUAUGGGGCCGGUCGGGCAGCCUGCCUGUCUGUGCACCGGCUGCGGAGACCAGCAGAAAGAGAAACGGGGCGGCGUGCACUGUUCGCCCUAUCCCGGAGGGUCUCCUGACCCCGGCCGAUAUAAGCUGGCGACGUGUAUUUGUAAAGCGGUCGGGAUGUUCUGAAGACCUGCUCGCUAGGCCACGCACGGAGGACAGUAGUUCCUCAUGGGCCCCGCGCCCGCCUAGGGGAAAGUCCCCGGACCGCCGGCAGAGAGUGUCGGGCGCUGUGCGCGCCCUGGCCCGCCCCCGACUCACAGUCCCCGCCGAGACGCCCCCGGGCCGAGCGGGUGAGGGCGGGGCGGGCUCUCGUCACGGUCACAGAAACGCAGGUAGUGCGCAGGCGCACUAACAGAACGGGGCUCACUCUCAGGCCAUCCCUU